GCUUGUCUUCCAUUUCUCUUCCAAACUUCAAACAGCCCUAGAGAGAAGGAGGAGCCGACUUCCAGAAAGAGGAAGGAAAAUGUCUUGUUCAAUGAAUAGCGAAGCAACCUCUGUGGAGCCCAUGUGUCGUUGUGGACUUCCGGCACCUUUGAAGACCUCCUUCACUGAGGAUAAUUUCGGCCGGUUGUUCUACGGUUGUGUUAACUUUGAGGCCGGUCGCUCUUGUGGAUUCUUCCAAUGGAAAGAUAGUGACAUGUGUGACCAUGCUAAACGAGUGAUGGGUCGUUUGCAACAUAGGGACGCGAUGCUGAACAAAGAGGUUAUAGAGUUGAAGGCCAAGCUAGAGAUUGAAACAAUUCGAUAUGACAUGCAAGUGAAAGUUUCAAAGACAACUAGUCAUCUUUUGGCAUUUUCUUGGAUUUUUUUUGUUGUCUUUGUAGCUGUAUUUUGGGGCCAGUAUCAUGGUGCAGGACAUUUGUAUUACAAACGGCUACCAUGAAACAAAAUGGCUUGUGUAUUUGUAAUUUUGGAACUUUGUAAUGACUAGUUCAUUGGGGCCAGUAUCUAGUGAUGACUAAUGUAUUUGGUAUCUUUGUAAUGAGUAAUGGCCUUUUUGCUCUAUGAAAUGGGAUGUUCAUUUUGUUG
Molecule: messenger RNA, 645 nt
Organism: Alnus glutinosa
Lineage: Eukaryota; Viridiplantae; Streptophyta; Magnoliopsida; Fagales; Betulaceae
Exons: 2
Coding region: 80-499 (139 amino acids)
Molecular function (GO): zinc ion binding
Source: RefSeq, a predicted model, not a curated record